Messenger RNA from Cinara cedri, 9252 nucleotides. The record is from the annotation of a GenBank genome assembly. NCBI's taxonomy places the organism in Eukaryota, Metazoa, Arthropoda, Insecta, Hemiptera, Aphididae.
GAAGCUUACGAAGACUGUCCGUAGUACACGUUCAUUGAUCUGUUUACAAAUAAGUAUAAGUACAUAUCUAAGUUCGGUUAGGUUUGAUAUAUUUAUAUAACAUAUAGUAUAUUAAACAUAAAUUCGGUUGAACAUGUCGUAUUUGCGACUUUUCAUUAAAAACGUAUCGGUGGAACCGGUGAUGUUCUUGUUCUUUCUCACGAUGGUGUUCUCGGCCUGCCUGAGCACUAAUUUGCUGUUAUACAAGGCGUGUGAUCCGUCGGGAGCCAUAGCUCAACGAAUCGGCUCAAAGUGCGACAACGAGACUGAAGCGCAACACGUGGUGGCCCCGAUCAACGGUUGGAAAAUGCUGAGCCAGCAAAUGGUGCCUAUCGUGCUAGCCAUGAUCGCGGGCACCUGGAGCGAUCGGCACGGUCGGUGCAGGAGACCACUAAUAGUGUUGCCGAUAGUCGGUCAGAUAAUAGCGGACGCGCUAUCGGUGUAUAGUUCCGUUCAGUGGUCCGUAUCGCCGGCGGUGACGGGCAUCAUGCAAGGGGCCGCGCUAUCUUUCUCGGGCGGCCUGCCAAUGCUGUUCAACGGCGUCAACUCGUAUGUGGCCGACACCACGUCCGAAGAGUGGAGGACCGUCAAGUACGGCGUGCUCGGUGGCGUGAUGGCCAUAGGAGGUAUACUGGGCAUGCUCAUUUACGGGUUUGUCGUCAUCAACGUGGGCUUCGUGUGCGCGUUCAUGAUGAGCGUCUGCUUGGGCAUCGUCGCGCUGGUGUUGACUUUCAUGUUCAUCGACGAUGCCUCUGACACCGGUGUCCACGGACGGAUGCCGGAAGACAAGGUGUCGUUGUUCCAGGACGUCAUCCGCACCGUUAAUCCGUUGGACGUGUUUCGAAAUUGUUACCAUGUUUUGAUCAAACCACGCCAAGGGUACGGCACCACAAUCCUCUGUCUCGUCGUACUGUUGUGCGCACCACUCACUUGCGUACCGUUAGAGGGUGAGUACGAAACUUGUAUUUGCCUUUUCUAGACGCAGUACAUUUUCAAAAUAUUUUCGUAAUUUUUGAGUUAUUUAUAGGCAUUUUAAGUUGUUCGUGUUUUUUGCGUAGUUUUUAUUUGGAUGUUACUAUGUAAAUAUAAUUAUUCGACCAACCAGAAAUACUUGCAAAUUUAACAGGAGAUUCAUUAUAUUAUGUCGUACUAAAAAAGAGUGCAAUGGAGAUUUUUUUUAUAAGAAUUGUAAUAUCAAAAUUUGAUGAAAAUCGUAAAUAGUACGGCCAUUUAAAACAUAUAUAACCAUACUUCGCUUAGAAUCGUUUUUCGUUAUCAAUGAUUAAUCAUUACGUACAGAUAUACUUACAUAAAUUCCACUCUAUAUCCUACCUUACCAACUUCUCACCCAAUAACAGUGGAUCACCCAUCUUACUUAUUAGAUUUUAAGUGUAGCGAAAUCUUUGGUUUUACAAAGAUGUUUAUGUUUUUUUAUUUUUUUUUUUUUAUGUGUACACUUUUUAUAUUAGAAACCUUACUCCGAUGUACAAAAUGUAGACCUUUUUUCUGAAAGAAAAUUUUCUUGGAGUGAUACUUUAGAGAGAUCAUUUUUUAAUUUUCCCAAGAGUUUUCCCAGCAAAUGUGAAAACCGGGAAAAAACACGUAAAAACCGGGGAAAAUUUUGAAAAAACGAGAAAUUCUGUAUAAUAAAAAACACAUAUUAUUAUUAAAAAGAAUAUAUAAUGCAUAUUUAAUUUUUUACCAUAAUAUAAUGUAUAUAUUGACAAAGCAUGACGAUCAAUUGAACUCCGCUCAGAAUCGUUAUUCGUAAGCAAUGGUUUAUUUUUCCUUACAGAUACAAAAUAAUUUCCCCUCUAUAUUCUACCAUAUCAACUUCUCACAACAACAGUGGCACCAGAAGUAUGUCCUUCUUUUUUAAUCAUUGUUUGUUUUACUUUUCUUUUUAAUGUUUAUUUGGUAGUUAUUCUAUGGAUUUAAUUGCUAGAACAAACAGAAAUACUUGGAAAUUUAACACGAGGUUUACUAUAAGUUAGUAGUAAAAAAAAAAGUUUGAACAUAACGUAGUUAAUUGUUUAAUAAACGUUUUAAAAUCAAAUUUUGACGAGCAUUAUAAAAAUUGUGACAUUUCAAAACAUGUAUAACCGAACUUUGCUCAAAAUCGUUUUUAGUUUACAAUGGCUUAUUGCUGCAUGCAUAUAUAAAUAAAAUAUCUUCAUAUAUCUUCAUACAACCACUGUUUCAAUUAAUUCUAUGGUUGAAAUUAUAAUGAAAUAACUGAUACCAUAAUAAUAAUCCUAUAAUUCCUUUGAAAUAUCUUUUAUUUAAAAUAUUUAAAACUGUAUUCAAAAUAAUAAUGUUAAGUAUGUUAAGUAUUUCGUAACGACCGUAACCAAAAUGACCGAAAUAAAACGCGUAUAUUUACAGACAUCUAAAUCCGCUAUAUUUCAUCGAUUCUUAUGUCUUACAUGAAUCGUUAUCAGAUGUGCAUACAUUUUAUCACUACAGCUACAAUCUAAUGCAAUUGCAAGAUAAGUAGCUAUUAAAGUAUAGUAGUAUUAAUCAUUGUUUAUAACCGUAUAUAUCAGUAUUCUUAAAAUUUGUUUAUUUACAUAGUUUUUCACAUAUUGUUCAUAAUAAUUAAUUAUAAUUGCAACACUACAUAUUUGUGUAAAUAAUACUGUUGAAGUAUAUUGAAAUGAAUUAUUUUUAUUGAAUUGAAGAAAUGAAUCUAAUUGAUUUAUUUAUAAUAUGUUCGUCUAAUUCGAUGACGGGCUCAAUACAAUGAUAAUUAUAAGACAAUUAUGAUAUGAUCAAUUAUUUGAAUUGGAUUUUAUCAUCAUAAUAAUAUGUUGGGUAUUUUAUUUCGAAUCCAUACAGUAAAUUUCGUAUAUGUUUUUUUAUAGAAUUGAUUGACUUUUUUAGAAAUAUUUUUUUUCUUUGAAGACUCAUUAUGCAAUCUUCUAUUUUGCUUGAUCCGGGGGCUGUUAAACGGGAGAUGAACGGGAUAUAUUUCCCAUGACCUUUCCACUCCUUCGCCGAGAUUGCCGAUGACCUUUUUUUUUUGUGCUUAUUUAUCAGGUGGAGUAUUCUAGGACUACACUAAACCGUAUUUCAAUGCAGGCAUAUUAAUAAUAUGUGUAGAUAUAUAUUUAUAAUAUAGGUUCAUACGAUUAUUAUGUAAUACGUUUUCAAACUAAUAAUUAAUAUAAGAAAUAUACUGCAAAUCAAUUAGAAUAUUUGAAUCGAUUAAUACAAUUUUAGUUUAAUAUUAGCAUAACCAGUAUUUAACUUAUCAGCAUUUUAUUUAAAAAUAGGUUAAAGUCUUAACGUUUUUAAUUUUUAAAAUACCAAUGAUUAAAUUUAUAUACUAGUAUUAUAGAUAUUGUACUAUAAUAGGACCUAAUUUAUCUAAUCAAGCCAAAUAAUCAAUAAUACAGAGCAAUAAAUAAUCAUAUCGCUAUUUAUUUUUCAACCUACAGAAACGUCAGAAACUACAGUGACAUAUUAUUGUGUAUACAAUUAUAAGGAAAAUAAAUAUGCUUAUUGAUAUAUUAUAAUUAUAACUAAAAGUUCAUAACAUAUUAUAUACUUAAACAAUCCGACAUCAUAAUAGGUACUUACAUUUAACAAUAUACAAUUAAACGUCUCUGGAUAUUAUUAUCUUUACUUUCGAUGGUUGAAAAACAUUGCAAUUUUAUUUAAAAUUAAAUUUUACUGAUUGUUAAUACCAUAAACAUAUUAUUCAAGAUUAAAUUUUAUAUUAUAUUUUCACCACAUACGAUUAUGUGAGUAUUUUAAGAAUAAAUAAAACAUAGAUUCUGAGCAGAUUGGACAUUAAAGAACGAAAAACAUUUCUUUUCAAAAACGAGUGGUUUCUAUUUUUAUUUUUAUUUUCUAAAUAGGGUGAAUUUUGGCCAUAUUUUUUCAAAAUGAACACUUUUGUUUUGUUAAUUAGAAAAACGCGUUUAAAAUUAUUGUACACUCUGAGAUAUGAAUUUACGAUAGUAUUUUGUAAAUAGGUAUAGGUGAACCGCGAACAGAUGGGUGUCCGAAUGAACAUCACAGUUUACGAAGCCAAAUUUUUAUAUUUCAAUUUCCAUAUGCUUGAACUUUAGGCUUUUUUAUUUUUUCACUUAAAAUCGUGUCUAUCGGGGAGGGGGAUAGGUCCUACUUUUCCGUACUACGUAUACGACACGUUAACAGUUUAAAAAAAGUCAAUAUCAUUAUUGAAAAAUACAAUAAUUAAAACAUAAUAACAUUGUCUCUAUUACCUCUGAAAUUUCGAAAAUGGACGCACACGGAUUUUAUUAGAAAAUAGCAUACCAUGUAAGACGCCUCAUAUUAUGCAUUGCAACUGUCUAUUUGUAAAACGUAUAUUAGUCUAAUCAAUAAUUUGCGUUUUCUUCAAAUUUCAUUCUGUAUAACAGAUUAUAAUUAAUGUAUUAUAUAACAAAUACCUAUUCUUUUUAUAUAAAACAAAAAAUAAUUACAUAAAUUUUGAUUGUAAAAAUAUUGUUAGAUGCCUAUUUCAGAACAAAUUUUAGAUUCGGAGCACAACGAGGGAUUUAUUGGUUUUACUAUGAUGUGUGUAUUUGUAUUUUUUGGUUCUGUGAACAACUUUUCUACCAGAAAAAUUGCUCCGAUAGGUAGGUAUAGACGAUAGCGCUUUUUCUGAUGGGUAAUUAUCUCUAGUUGAUGCAUUAAGUAGGUUAUUUUUCGAUUUUCUAAAGGGUUUUUGAAAUAAUUGGGAGAAAUCCGAAAGUAAAUCAUACGUAAAACGACGAAUAUUUACGGCUUGCCGCGGAGUUACCGUUUUUAUUAUUUUUAUAUAUUAUGUUUACAGAUUGUUUUUUACCAAAAAUAUUGCUCCAAUCCAAAACUGACCAGAAAUCGAUUUUUUUUUUUUAAUAUUUCGUCACUGACGAGAAAGCCGUUUUUGAUAUCUAAAGUACUUUUCAUAAUAAUUGAGAAAAACUAAAAGAGACGAAAUACACGAUUUUCUUCAAAUUACGGCACAAUGAUUUCAUUAUUUUAAACUUUUAUGGCUUAUGUUUUCUAUCAUAAAUAUUGCUCCAAUAGAAGACUUCAAGGGAUGUUUUUUGUUGAAUUUUCAACCUUGUUGGUGACCAAGAAAAUCGUUUUUUGAUUUGCUUUGUAGUUUUAUUAAUAAUUAAAAAAAAAUCGAAAAAUACGAAAAGAACAGGAAAAUUUACAAAAAUAAUUCGUUAGUUAUUUUAAAUUUCGUUUUUUACUUACAAUAUUUACAAAAAAAUUAUAUUUACUUUUUCUAGACGUGGUAAAAUUUGCAGAACAUUUAAGUUAUUUAUAGACUUUUGAAUUUUGCGAGUUGUUUACAUAGUUUUAUUUGUUGGGUACUCUGUGGAUAAAUUGUAAAACUUACCAGAAAUACUUGAAAAUUUAAGCAAUGUUCAUUAUAUUUGGGUUAGACCAUUUUGAAAUUCAGCCAUUUAGAAAUGAUGCAAUUAUAUUAUUUCGAAUUUUCAAAAUGUAAUUUUUUUGUAUUGAAAACUAUAUAAAGUUAAGUUCUUUUUCCCCGGUACCAAUGAAUUAAUGAGUUUGAUGAAAUAAUAUAAGUGUUAUAUAUUUUUAGGUGAAAUGUCCAUAAUGUAUUUAUUUUUGCGGUAUAAAUUUCAAUGGAAUGAAGUACAAUUUAGUAUUUUCAAUGCUUACCAGAUGUCCAUCGUAUUAUUAGGUAAGAUGUGAUUUAUAAUUUAUUAUACAUUAAAAUUUUAAAGUUGAUAUUCAUGUUUAAAACAUCGAUAUAUGUCAAAAAAGGACAAUAGAUAAAAUACAUACAUAUUUAUAAAUGUAUACUCUAAAGGUUAGAAAAAUGUGUAAAAUAAAGUAAUAUGAUUUAGGUAGGUACAUAAAAAUUAAAAAUACAAUUUGUUUUAAAUUAUAAUAUAAUUGUACUGCGGUGUAUACUCGUCAUUCUUUUGUUAAUUUUUAAAUAUUUAAACCUUCUGCAGUUCUGCUUUAUUUUUUCAAUUAACAGUACAUUACUGUUUCAAACGAUUCAUGCAGCGCUAUCUAUAAACAAACACCUAUGAUUUUUUUUUAAAAAACUUAUAUAAUAGCCCAUUACGUUUAAUUUUUUAACAGAAAGAUAUUUUUUUUUUAUUUUUUCUAUAAGAAUUUGUUGUAUAAUUUAUUUAUAAAUAAACUAAAGGAAGGAUUCGGAAAAAGGAAAAUCGAUGUUGGAUUCAGGUAGGGGAAUUAUAAUUUCAUAAUAUUAAACCAUAGGUAUAAAUAAAACAUAUUUUAUAAUAUUACAUAAUUUUUUUUACCUAUUGCACAACUAUUGAGUAAUUACGAAUAUUUGAUUUUAUUUUUAAUUGUUCGUAAUAAUUUGUGUUAUUAUGUAGGUACUAUUUUUGCGUUAGCCAUUUUAAGUCACAAAUUCCGAAUGGACGACGCGCUAAUCGGUAUGAUCGCAUCAAUAUUCGAUCUGUUAGCUGCAAUUGCUUUUUUUAUGGUUUCUCAAUCGUGGCAACUAUAUAUGGGUAAGAUAAUAAUAAUAUCAACUGAUUAUAUCUCAAUAAUGAACGGGCAAAACAUUUAUUUUUAUAUGCAUUUAAAUAAUUAAAUUAAAAUCAUAUUAUCCAAUUAAUUUGCUGUACCUUAAUUAAUUACCUGUAAUUAAUUUGUAAAAUAUUAUAAUAUCGACAAAAUAUACUUAUUUCUCUCCUUAAUUUUAACGUUUAAAAAGACGAUAAGAUUAAUAGCAUUCAAUUGUUCACGAUUUUAAUAUUUUUCCAAUGCACAUUAAAGUUAUUUGUUAUUUAAAUUCUGAUUCUGACAAAAAUAAAUCGUUGUAUAAUAUCUUCGGUUUCUAAGAGAAGGGCUUAAAUCAAUUUUUUUCCACAAUUCUAUCAUUUUCGUUAUUUUUUCCUAUUUUCUUAUUUUUAAACUUGGGACCAAUAUUUUACCUGUUUUACCUGAAUUAUAUUAUAGUUCCGCCGUUAGAACUGUUUCGCGGUGCUGCUCUGGCGUUAACUAGUUCUAUAGCUUCUAAAUGUGUCGGACCGAAUGAAUUAGGUAAAUAUUUGCACAUAAACUUUACAAUUAGUAAUAAAGCUAAUAAAAUAUUGCAAAUAUUUUUUUUAUUUAUUUUUUUUUUUUGCAUUGAUGUACCAGGUGCUAUGAAUUCUGUAAAACUGUUAAUGGAAAGCUCAAUGAAAGGUGGAUUUAUACCGUUAUACAAUGUUGUAUACAAUCAAACGUUCGAAUCGAUUCCCAGUGCGUUUUUCAUUAUUAGUAUUAUCCUGACAGCUCCUCUGGUGGUCAUUUUUUGGUAAAUAUGUUUUAUUUUUAAUAUGUAUCUUAAUAUAUUUUAUUUUUUUUAAUAGGAUUUCUAAAAUACCGUUUUUACGUAGACACGUACUUAUAAGGUUUAUCUGGAUUCUGUAGGUAUACACUUUAUAGUCUAAAGUUUUCAACCUGAGGGUCGUGACCCAUAAACUAAGGUCACCAAAAACCAUAAGUAACAUCAUUAUGUAUACUUUAUUACCGUACAUCGUAUUAUCCAAGUUCUAUUAAACUAUUUUUGAAGGGAUCGUCAUAAAUGAAAAAAAAAAGUUAGGGAGUAACGAUUCGUAAAAGAAUGAACUAGCCUAAAGCCUAAAAAAACUACUAGCCUACAGAGACCAGCGAAACUAUAGAUAGAUAAUAAUUAAAUAAGCUAUAUAUCUACAGUCUCCCUCUAAUUUUUAGUAUCUAUAAUUUAAUCUUAUGUCAAUUUAUUUUGUUUAUGCUUAUAUUUAGUACGAUAUACUACCUAAAUCGAGCACAAAAAUCGGAUAAUUUCGUAAACGAUGACGAACGUAGACACCCACACAACGAAAUUUCGCCAAUCAAUGAUUACAAUAAUGCAGUAACAAGUUACGAUAUUUAGUUUUUAUACACUUACUCAUUUUUUUUGCGCACAAGUGCAAUGAAUAUUUGCUACAUAAAUAAGAUUAAAAAUGUCCAUUUGGUUGGAUACCAAAACGCGUGUACCUACAAAGUUGGUAUACACCGGCUCUACCUAACUGAAUUAAAGUUGUGAUUAUUAUCUAAUAUAAGUAUUUAAUCUUAAAAUUUACCCACCUAUUACGGUAUUUUUGUUUUAAAGUCUAUAUUUUUGUACUUGUAUCACACCUAGGUAAUAAAUAAGACAUAUUUGACUUGGUUUCUUUUUUUUAAAAAAAAGAUUUUUGGUUUUAUAUUUUAGCUUAAAAAAACUUAAAUUAAUUAUUUUGACUUAAAACAGCAAACCUACUUAUGUUAUAUUCAUAUAGGUACCUACCUUUUUUGUUUAUAAAGUAUUAAUGAACCUACUAAUGAUUAUAUGGUAAUUUAAACGCCUUUACAUUGAUAUUUGUAUUAUACCUAUGUUAUUUAAAUUUGUACCUAUUAAUUUUAAGAGACGAUUUUAUGAUUUUAAGAAAUUGGGAAUUUUAUAUGAAAUUACUGAUAUUAAUUGAGUAUUGAUAAUGAGUAGUAUAGAUCUGUAGGUUCUAUACGGAGUAACAAAUCGUCACAUGCACAAGUAUUAAUUUGGAAUAUUUUUGCUUUGAUUUUUGAUUUUAAUUUUUUUUUUUUUAAUGGCGCAGCAAAAAGCUGCAUGAACAAGCAUAAAUUUGGCCUCUUUUCAGAUCUUGAAUUAGAACACUUUUUUGGUUUUAAUUUUUAAUUUUGGUGAAAAAUUUAUGAUUGAACAGUUUGUUUUUAUUUAAAAAAAAGUUAUUUUGAUUCUUUAAAAAUUAAUGCUUGGUUUAUUGCUGAACAUUAUUUAAUAACCGAAAACCAAAACCUAAAAAAGACGCCGAAUGCCGAGUUUGAAAAGAAUCAAAAUGUAUGCUUGUUCAUGAGGCGCUCCACUACGCCAUGCCGUAGAACCUACAAAUAUAUAAUAUUAAACUGUAUGUUUUGUAUAUUAUUAUUAUAUUUUAAAAGCCGUGAUCCGUCCGUAAAGUUUUGUUGAUUUGACACGGCAAUCAAAUGUAUGGCAGAUGCAUAUUGAUUUACCAUGACAACCGUACCAUUUUUAUGGUAUACAAAUUUACCAUAAAUCUAUAAUUUAUAAUGAUAUAAUAUUAUGACAAAAUAAUCUUAAAAAUGUGUAUUAUUUUUUAUUUUUAUACAUUUAACUAUAUCUACUUACCUAAUAUGACUACUUAAUUCAAUAUAAUUUACAAUAAGAUAUAAUAUGUAUAAAAAUUAUUGAAUGUAAUAUAAAUAACUUACCUG